AUGGAUUCCGAACUCCCGCAGAACGAUCAACAAUUCGAGGGUGCGUCUUGGGGAGAAGAUGGAUAUGAAGAAACAAAUGAUAUACAGCAUAGCGACGAACAAAGUCAAGAUCCUGCCUUCCCACUUGAUCAAGCUGCGAAUGGUGACUCAGAAGAUGCUGGCGAAUAUGACCCAGAGUCGGUCGCGAUAACUUCAGUUCCAGAGACCGCAGAGCCCAAUCCCCCCGCCGAUUCAACCCCAACUCCCACCGCUUCCACCUCCAUCAAGCCGAAAUCAGGCAAACCCAAAACGCAGGGAGGAUUCCUAGUGGGAGACUCCGAUGACGAGGAAGAAGAUGCACCUACUCCGGCAUCGAACUCUGUUCCUGCUGCUCCUGCGACGCAAACUCCCAUUGCACAAGACCCUCCUUUCCCUUCUGCAUCUACAUCUACUCCUGUCCAAGGCCAAAUGAGCGCCAUUCCAGAGCAGGCAAGCCAGGGAGUCCCGGUGCGCGCACCAAGUGCGGCAUCGAGGACAGCGCAAGCGCCGCCCCCUCCAGCAGUGCAGUCCGCCCCGAGCAGAGACCCGAACGACACUUUUGGCAUCUUGGAGGAUCGCGUGAAGGAGAACCCAAGAGGGGAUAUGGAUGCGUGGCUUGCAUUGUUCGCAGAACACCGACGCUACGACCAGUUGGAUGAGUUGCGCGCUGCCUAUGAGCGAUUCCUCCAAGUUUUCCCCCAGGCUGCCGAUAUCUGGGCCGACUGGGCACAGCUCGAGUUGGACUCCAACCGCUUUCAGGACGCCGAAGCGCUUUUCAGCCGGUCACUGGUCAAUGUGCCCAAUGUCAAGCUUUGGACCGUAUACCUCAACUACAUCCGCAGACGAUACGAUUUGAACAACGACCCCAACGGGGAGUCUCGCCGAAUCCUGAGCAUGUCCUACGACUUUGUGAUUGCUUCUGUUGGCAUUGACCGUGACUCUGGUCAACUGUGGAAGGACUACAUCCAGUUCAUCAAGAGCGGCCCAGGCCAGGUCGGAGGCAGUGGCUGGCAGGAUCAGCAGAAGAUGGACCAGUUGCGCAAGGCCUACCAUCGCGCCAUCACAGUCCCCAUGUUUGCGCUUACAGAUCUGUGGAAGGACUACGACCAGUUCGAAAUGAGCCUGAACAAAACGACUGGCCGCCAAUUCAUCCAAAAGCGCUCGCCCGCUUACAUGACAGCCAAGGCAGCAAACUCUCAGCUCGAUCGCCUGAUUCCUAGGCUCUCACGAACGUCGCUUCCUCGACUGCCUCCUGCACCUGGCUUCCAUGGUGACCAGGAAUUCUUGGAGCAGGUCGAUAUCUGGAAGAAGUGGAUUCAGUGGGAGAAGGAGGAUCCGUUAGUUCUUCUAGACGAAGAGCCUGAAGCCUACAAAACUCGCGUGUUGUACUGCUAUAGGCAAGCGUUGAUGGCUCUCCGUUUCUGGCCCGAGAUGUGGGUGGACGCAGCAGAGUGGUGCUUCGCCAACAACAUUGCAAAGGAUGGCAAGGAGCUGGGCCUGUCUUUUCUGACAGACGGCAUUGAGGCCAACCCCGAAAGUGUAUUGCUUGCCCUCAGACAUGGAGACCGUGUGGAAACGACCUACCCGGCUGGAGACGAUGAUGCCAGCAAGGCUGCCCGCGCCAAGGCAAUCAGGGAGCCCUACAGUCGCGUUCUCGACACUUUGUACGCCAUGUCCAAGAAGCUCAAGGAGCGGGAAGAGAAAGAGGUUCGCAAGAUCGAGGAAGCCUCGGCCCAAGACCCUAACAUCAAGGACUCAAUCGAACGGAACGACGACGAUAUCGACGGCGACAAUCAGCCCGGUGAACUUGGAAAGGAAGAGCGCAUCAACGCCGUGAAGCAGGGAUUCUCGGUACAGACAGAUAUGCUCAAGCGCACCAUUUCGUUCGUGUGGAUUGCGCUUUGUCGGGCUGCUAGGAGGACACAAGGCAAGGGCAACACAACUUCGGGUCUUCGGCAAGUCUUUAUUGAGGCCCGUGGCCGCGGCCAGCUUACCAGCGAUGUCUACAUCGCCGUUGCGAAGAUGGAAGCUCUCAUCUACAACGACCCAGCUGGCGGUAAGAUCUUUGACCGCGGUGCGAAGCUUUUCCCCGAGGAUGCUAGUUUCAUGCUCGAGUAUCUCAAGUUCUUGCACUCCAAGGGCGACACAACAAAUGCCCGUGUUGUUUUCGAGACGUGCGUCAACCGCCUCACGCAGAAAGAAGAUAAGAAGGACCAGGCGAAGCAACUCUACUCAUACUUCCACAAGUACGAAUCGCAGUUUGGAGAGCUCUCCUCAAUUGCUGAGCUGGAGAAGCGCAUGUCGGAACUCUGGCCGGCUGAUCCCAGACUUUCACACUUUGCAAACCGUUUCUCAGUAGACACGUUUGAUCCCAUCGCAUACCGCCUCAUCAUCUCCCCGGCUGUUCAACUACGGCCGAAGAUGCUGAUUCCGACCAUCGAGCAGCCGACCUCAGUUCGGCAAUCCCCAAUGGCCUUGCCAGUUCGUCAGACGGCCAGCCCGGGCCCGCAGUACAUGGGCGUCACAAACUCUCCAAAGAGACCUUUCGCGGGCGACGAUUAUGAAGAGCUCAACAGGCCACGGAAGCUCGCCAGGGGAGAAUCGCCUCUUAAGGGUGCCGCGGGUCGUCGUCUUGACCAGCAAAGACGUAACCAAGGAGCACCCCUUUCCCGAGACAUUACUUUCCUCUUGGGCAUCCUACCGCCGGCGCACUCUUACGCUCACUCGCCCAACGCAUUCCGUCUGAGCGCUCCUAAUCUCGUUGGCCUGAUCCGCGACACCCCUGUGCCUGAUUACAGCGCAUGGAAAACCCAACAAGAGCUCGGCGCUCGACAAAACAACGGUAUGCAACCCCCUUCCCACAGCCGACAGGCAUCUGGUGACUACGCUGGGUACGGAAACGGUGGACGGAACUCCCCUCAGAGAGCCCUCAGUCCAUACGAUGGAUCGGGUAGGCGCCUGGCAUCAUCCGGAUACAAGAGCUCUCCCCUCCGACCUGGUUCCAGUGGCGGACAUACCGACCCUUCUGUUUACCGACAGGACAUGCCACAGCAGGGGCAAUAUCCACCAGCGGCUUCGUUUGACGUGAACGCUUCUUGGGCACCUGCUGGCUACAGCCAAGCACCAGCACAGCAAUAUGGAAAAUAUCAGUAUUGA
Molecule: messenger RNA, 3174 nt
Organism: Colletotrichum fioriniae
Lineage: Eukaryota; Fungi; Ascomycota; Sordariomycetes; Glomerellales; Glomerellaceae
Gene: RNA14
Product: mRNA 3'-end-processing protein rna14
Biological process (GO): mRNA 3'-end processing
Cellular component (GO): nucleus
Molecular function (GO): protein binding; mRNA binding
Source: RefSeq, a predicted model, not a curated record